AUGCUUUGCAAAGCAAGAAAUUAAUAGAGCAUAAGUCUUCUAAAGGACGAGAACAAGGGCUGCACACCACAUAGAGAAGAUGGGAACUAGGAAAUGGCCUCCAUUAAUCAUUGCAUUAGCAUUUUGCCUAAUGGCUAUGAGUGUUAGUGCUGAAGAUAAGCCUUACUAUGGCCAACCAUCCAACUACUAUCCGCACCCCAUGCCCCCACCAUAUCAGCAAGUAAACCCACCUUAUUAUUACAAGUCACCUCCAUAUUACUAUAAAUCUUCACCACCACCCUCUCCAUCACGGCCACCUCCUUAUGUUUCCAAAAUCCCUCCAUAUUAUUACAAAUCACCUCCACCUCCAUCUCCAUCCCCACCACCACCAUAUGUUUACAAGUCUCCUCCACCACCAUCUCCAUCACCUCCUCCACCAUAUGUCUAUAAAUCACCACCACCCCCAUCCCCUUCACCACCUCCUCCAUACAUUUAUAAGUCUCCCCCUCCUCCCUAUGUUUACAAGUCACCGCCGCCACCAUCUCCUUCACCUCCUCCACCAUACGUCUAUAAGUCUCCACCUCCCCCAUCUCCCUCUCCUCCUCCACCAUAUGUUUACAAGUCUCCUCCUCCUCCAUCACCUUCACCACCUCCACCUUAUGUUUACAAGUCUCCCCCGCCACCAUCUCCAUCUCCACCACCUCCAUAUGUUUAUAAAUCUCCUCCCCCGCCAUCUCUCUCACCCCCUCCUCCAUAUGUCUACAAAUCUCCACCCCCACCAUCUCCAUCACCUCCUCCACCAUAUGUUUAUAAGUCACCACCACCUCCCUCUCCAUCACCACCCCGUCCAUAUGUUUACAAGUCUCCACCUCCUCCAUCCCCUUCACCUCCUCCUCCAUAUGUCUACAAGUUCCCACCCCCAGCAUCUCCUUCACCACCUCCUCCAUAUUAUUACAAAUCUCCACCACCACCAUCUCCCUCGCCUCCUCCCCCAUACAUUUACAAGUCACCGCCACCUCCUUCACCUUCUCCACCUCCUCCAUAUGUCUAUAAGUCAUCACCACCACCGUCUCCAUCGCCACCACCUCCAUAUGUUUAUAAAUAUCCUCCCCCACCAUCUCCAUCACCUCCUCCACCAUAUGUUUACAAGUCUCCACCACCACCAUCCCCAUCACCACCACCUCCAUAUAUUUAUAAGUCACCUCCCCCACCAUCACCUUCACCACCACCACCAUAUGUCUACAAAUCUCCACCUCCACCAUCACCAUCACCUCCUCCACCUUAUGUAUACAAGUCACCACCCCCACCAUCACCUUCACCUCCUCCACCUUAUGUAUACAAGUCACCACCCCCACCAUCACCUUCACCACCUUCUCCAUAUUACUACAAGUCUCCACCACCUCCAUCACCUUCACCACCUCCUCCAUACUAUUACAAGUCUCCACCACCACCAUCACAUUCGCCUCCUCCACCCUACCUCUAUAACUCACCCCCACCUCCUGUGUAUUACACCAUAAAUCUUCAAAAGACGACGACAAAGAUAAUUGCACAUUCAGAGAAGAUGGGAACGAGGCAAUGGCCUCGUUUGAUCAUUGCAUUAGCGUUUUGCCUAAUGUCUAUGAGUGUUGCCGCCGAUGAUAAACCUUACUAUGGCCAACCAUCCAACUACUAUCCACACUCCACACCACCAACAUAUCGCCAAAUAAAACCUCCCUACUAUUAUAAGUCGCCUCCAUAUUAUUACAAAUCACCUCCUCCACCAUCUCCAUCACCACCUCCGCCAUAUGUUUAUAAAUCUCCACCAUCACCAUCUCCUUCACCACCACCUCCAUACAUUUAUAAGUCUCCCCCUCCACCUUCUCCAUCACCUCCUCCGUCAUAUGUUUAUAAAUCUCCACCACCACCAUCUCCUUCACCACCUCCUCCAUACAUUUAUAAGUCUCCCCCUCCACCUUCUCCAUCACCUCCUCCUCCCUAUGUUUACAAGUCCCCACCUCCACCAUCUCCUUCACCUCCUCCACCAUACGUUUAUAAGUCUCCCCCUCCACCUUCUCCAUCACCUCCUCCGCCAUAUGUUUAUAAAUCUCCACCACCACCAUCUCCUUCACCACCUCCUCCAUACAUUUAUAAGUCUCCCCCUCCACCAUCUCCAUCACCUCCUCCUCCCUAUGUUUACAAGUCCCCACCUCCACCAUCUCCUUCACCUCCUCCACCAUACGUUUAUAAGUCUCCCCCUCCACCUUCUCCAUCACCUCCUCCGCCAUAUGUUUAUAAAUCUCCACCACCACCAUCUCCUUCACCACCUCCUCCAUACAUUUAUAAGUCUCCCCCUCCACCUUCUCCAUCACCUCCUCCUCCCUAUGUUUACAAGUCCCCACCUCCACCAUCUCCUUCACCUCCUCCACCAUACAUUUAUAAGUCUCCACCUCCUCCGCCCUCUUCUCCUCCUCCACAAUAUGUUUAUAACUCUCCACCCCCUCCGUCACCUUCACCACCUCCACCUUAUGUCUACAAGUCUCCCCCUCCACCUUCUCCAUCUCCCCCACCUCCAUAUAUUUAUAAGUCACCACCUCUUCCUUCUCCCCCUCCACCAUAUGUCUACAUGUCCCCACCACCACCUUCUCCAUCCCCACCACCUCCAUAUAUUUACAAAUCUUCUCCUCCACCAUCUCCCUCACCUCCUCCUCCAUUUGUUUAUAAGACACCACCACCACCAUCUCCAUCACCACCACCUCCCUAUGUCUAUAAGUCUCCACCUUCAUCAUCUCCCUCUCCUCCCUCACCAUAUGUUUACAAAUCUCCACCCCCACCAUCACCUUCACCUCCCCCACCUUAUAUCUACAAAUCCACUCCUCCGCCAUCUCCCUCACCACCACCUCCAUAUGUUUAUAAGUCACCUCCCCCACCUUCCCCUUCACCACCACCACCCUAUGUCUACAAGUCACCGCCACCUCCAUCUCCUUCUCCACCUCCCCCAUAUGUUUAUAAAUCUCCACCUCCACCUUCUCCAUCGCCUCCUCCACCAUAUUACUAUAAGUCACCUCCUCCUCCAUCACCUUCACUGCCUCCUCCAUAUUACUACAAGUCUCCCCCUCCUCCAUCACAUUCGCCUCCUCCACCAUAUCACCCCUACCUCUAUAACUCACCCCCACCUCCCGUAUAUUAAGUUUACGGCAAAAGCAAUUUGAUUUUGUUUCUUUUCAAUAAUUUAUGUUCAACAUUGUUGCAAUUAAUUUGUAAUCACUUGUGUAUUAAUAAUUGGGUCUACACUAAAGUGAAAGCCUUAUUUUGGUUGUAGUGUAGCCCAUGCUUGUGUAUUGGUUUUAAUUCGGAAGUGUGUAUUAAUCUCUCUUACCAAAUAUAUAUACAUUAAUACCAAAUUUUGUUCUU
Molecule: messenger RNA, 3369 nt
Organism: Glycine soja
Lineage: Eukaryota; Viridiplantae; Streptophyta; Magnoliopsida; Fabales; Fabaceae
Product: extensin-2-like
Exons: 2
Coding region: 80-3145 (1021 amino acids)
Biological process (GO): plant-type cell wall organization
Molecular function (GO): structural constituent of cell wall
Source: RefSeq, a predicted model, not a curated record